Messenger RNA from Acinonyx jubatus (cheetah), 1502 nucleotides. RefSeq names its product three prime repair exonuclease 1 (gene TREX1). Bases 512 to 1456 code for a protein of 314 amino acids. Gene Ontology annotation, cellular component: cytoplasm. Gene Ontology annotation, molecular function: 3'-5'-DNA exonuclease activity; nucleic acid binding. The record is from RefSeq and is a predicted model, not a curated record. Gene Ontology annotation, biological process: DNA catabolic process. The transcript is spliced from 2 exons. NCBI's taxonomy places the organism in Eukaryota, Metazoa, Chordata, Mammalia, Carnivora, Felidae.
GAGCCCUGCCCUGCCUGUGGAAUUGUCCUGAGUCAUCGCUUUGGGCUGAGGCCAUGGGAAUAAACCAUCCUGUGGCAGGGGAGGAGAGAGCCGUCAGCCCUGGCCUAUACCAGGGAGACCUGAGAAAGUGGGGCCAAGGAGUGGGUGCAAAGUGGCCACAGCAGGGGUUCCCGGCAGGCGUAAGUCCUGGAGCUAGCCUUCCCUGAUGGCCUGGGCACACUGCCCUCAUCCUCUGGGCUGGUUCUCAUGGUAUGAGGGCUCUGGCACAUUGUGCCAGCCAGCAGGCCCACAGCUGUAGGUCUGAGGCCUUCAGGGAGUCACGAGGGGGGAGGCUGGGGAGGGGCAGACCUGGCAGGCUGACAAGCAGGGCGGGCCUCGAUCAGGACAGCCCAUAGGCGGGCUCACGCUAAGUUUCGCUUCCCGCCACUGCUGCCAGCAGCAAGAACCAGCCAGACUGCACCCCGAGUCAUUGCUGCCUGCCUGCUACUCGGCUCGGCAGCAGGUACCCACCAUGGGCUCGCAGGCCCCACCGCCGGGUCCCGUGCAGACCCUUAUCUUCUUGGACCUGGAGGCCACUGGCCUGCCUUCCUCCCGGCCCAAGGUCACGGAGCUGUGCCUGCUAGCCGUCCACAGAUGUGCCCUGGAGAGCCCACCCACCCCUCAGGGGCAGCCUCCCACAGUGCCCUCGCCGCCCCGGGUGGUGGACAAGCUCUCUCUGUGCGUGGCGCCAGGGAAGGCCUGCAGCCCAGAAGCCAGUAAGAUCACGGGCCUCAGCACAGCUGUGCUGGCAGCACAUGGGCGUCAACGCUUCGAUGCCGACCUGGCCAACCUGCUCCAAGCCUUCCUGCAGCGCCAGCCACAGCCCUGGUGCCUCGUGGCGCACAACGGCGACCGCUAUGACUUCCCCUUGCUCCAAGCAGAGCUGGCUUUACUAGGUCUUGCCAGUGUUCUGGACGGUGCCUUCUGUGUGGAUAGCAUUGCUGCCUUGAAGGCCCUGGAGCAGGCCGGCAGCCACUCGGAGCACGGCCCAAGGAAGAGCUACAGCCUGACCAGCAUCUACACACGCCUGUAUGGGCAGGCCCCGCCGGACUCCCACAUGGCUGAGGGGGACGUCCUAGCCCUGCUCAGCAUCUGUCAGUGGAGGCCACAGGCCCUGCUGCGCUGGGUGGAUGCUCACGCCAGACCCUUCAGCACUGUCAAGCCCAUGUAUGGGGUCGUAGCCUCUGCUGGAACCAAACCAGGACCAUCUGCCACCGCAGCCACUGUAUCCCUGACUAGAGCCAGGGACACUAGUCCUAAGCUUGGCAGGGGCAGGAAGCCCAAAGCCCUUCUUCCAAUGGAGGGCCCUGGAGCCUCACCCAGGGAGGGCUUGCUGGCCCCACUGGGCAUGCUGGCCUUCCUGACCUUGGCAAUAGCCACACUGUAUGGGCUGUCCCUGGCCACACCUGGGCAGUAGGCCAAGAAGGAAAGUCUGACUAAUAAAGACGCCCCCGCAGCACUGA